UUCAGCAGCGGAACCGCUUCCGGUUUAGGAACACGUGAGGACAUUCACCGGCGGAGGGAAUGGUUGUGUCCUUGUGGAGUGAAUGGACAACGACUAGCAAUGGCCAGCGUGAAACCAGGUCUCCCUGUGGGCAGGACUGCCUCAGCUGCAUCAAAGCAGGACAAGCGAAAGAAAUUGAAGAAGAAGAUGAUGAUGUUUCCUUGGCCCAGAACAGCGGGGACCAAAAAAAACACUGGGCCACUACUGCCUCCUAGAGUUGCUGUGGAGUACUCCACCAACUGGAAGAUACUCAGUCAGGGCUGUUAUUUCAAUCAGCUGAUGAGUAAGGCAACUAAUGCCAAGAAAGUUCCGGAAAGUAAAUCCAAGAUCCGAUUGAAAGAGGAAGCAUUGACUGUGGGAAAGGAGGAUCACCAAGGAGUUAAACCAGAGAAAGGUGCAGAAAGCAAUACCCGGCUGGACUCUCAAGCUACACAUGUCCUGCAGAAAGGAAAGAGUUUGAAACCUGAUGAAAGCCCCUCCCAGGGAACACAGCAGAGCACCAGAAAGAGAACCAGGAACAGCCAGGAAUCUGCAGAAGAAGGUACUUCUGGGAGAAAAAAACAAACCAAGAUUGAACCAGAAACUGAGAACCACAUGGAGCCUGAUAUCUGGUUUGAUGAUGUUGACCCAGAUGACAUCGAAGCUGCAAUGGGGCCUGAAGCUGGACGUGUUGCUCGGCAGCAGAUAGCACAAACAACAGGAAAGCCACACACUGCAGUACCAAGCUUGGAAAAGGUGCUGGUUAAAGAUGAAGCCUUCCAGGGACUCACCAAAGCAGUGGCAAUGGACUGUGAGAUGGUUGGCGUGGGUUCAGAUAAAGUGGACAGCAUCCUUGCACGUGUAUCCAUUGUGAACCAAUUUGGAAAAUGCAUUUAUGACAAAUAUGUGAAACCAACAGAAAAGGUGACGGAUUACAGGACCUGGGUCAGUGGAGUACGACCUGCUGACAUGAGGAAUGGUGAAGACUUUAAAGUUGUGCAGAGGGAGGUUGCAGAAAUCUUGGAAGGCAGAGUGUUAGUUGGUCAUGCUGUCCACAACGAUCUCAAGAUUCUGUUCCUGGAUCAUCCAAAGAAGAACAUUCGUGACACACAAAAAUACAAACCUUUCAAAACAGCCGUCAGAUGUGGCCGCCCUUCCCUCAAGCAUUUGUGUAGUAAGGUCCUAAAGGUCAAAGUUCAGGAGUCCGAACAUUCCUCGGUACAGGAUGCACAGGCAACAAUGAGACUUUAUACACUGGUGAGGCAGAAGUGGGAAGCUGAUGUGAAGGCAAAGUACAGAACAAAGAAACAAGUGGUGAAGGUGGGGAAACCAAAUCUUGAAGCUAAAUGUAAAAAAACUUGUCAGAAAGUGAUUCUUCCCAUCCACCCAAAGCCGGGUGAUCUGUGAAAGGUCUGCCCUCUCACCAAUAUUACAGAUGAAGACUCUGGUGUGAGGUGGCACUUGUAUUUUUGCCAUCAGUUGAGUAUUGUAGUUCAGUAGCUGGUUAAUGUUCAGCAGGCUGACUAUUCACUGGUAACACUGCAUCUGGGUGAUUUCAUACAGCAAUCAAUCCUGUAAUAGAACUUGGACUGAAUUUGUUUGGAGUUACUUUUCUUGCUUGAGUUUUAACUUGUAAGAUGUGUACGUUUCUUGUUAUUCUAGCUCUGAUGAUCUACAAAAAUAAAAUGUCUCUAGAACUAUCACUGAAUAUGAACUAAAUCAGUGAUCAGAAGAACAGAAUAUCUUCCAUACACAGAGUAAACUUCAAACACUCCCAGUACAGGGACAGCACGGAGUUGGAUGUGGAGUGAAGCUCCAUCGACAUAGCAGCCACAAUCGCUCGUUCUUACUCUGAUUAAAUUCUACAUUUCUCUUCAGUCACUCAUACUAAUAGACUGUGUUCUGGAUUCUGAUUUAUCUACUGUGGACAGCUGUUUUCAAAUCUUCAGAGCCAUGAAAAUCAAACUGCAUGUACCAAGAAAUUAAUUUAAUGGCAUGCAGUGGUGAAUAUAAACAGGAUGGUCAGGAAGUUGAGUCUACCUGUCCCACUCCUUUGCUUCACUUAAAAGGGCUGAUACCAAGUAGCACGGAGAUUUACCCAUUGCCUUCACUGGCGAAGUAAGUGAACUGGUGCUGAAUAAAGGGGAUGAUUUUAACUCUACCUACACUCCUCUGAAACAGAUUUAGAAUAUACUUCACUUGAUAUUUUUAUGGACCCAGUGGGACUCACCCAGCCGCUUCAAUCCAAAUGAUCUUGAAUCGAGAUGUGUUUAACAGGAAAAAGGUCAGUGUUGUAAACAGACUCUCUGACAUGGGUGGCAUGGUGGCUCAGUGGUUAGCAUUGCUGCCUCAUAAUAGGUGCAGUUCCAACUUUGGGUGACUGUGGAGUUUGUACAUUGUCCCUGUGUCUGUGUAAGUUUCCAGACGCUCAUUAAACAGGCGUAGAUUAGGUGGAUUUAGGGUGUGGGUUUGCUCACUGAGCUGUAGAUUUGAUAUCCAUAGGUUGCACAUCAAACCUAGACCCUAAACCUCAACCUGAGCUACAAACCUUGCAAAAAUUAGGUGGAUUGGCCACAUUAAAUUAGCUAUCAUGUGCAAAGGGUUUAGAGGGAUAAGAGUCAAAUGCUGGCAAAUGGGACUAAAUCAGUUUCUGGUAUCUGGUCAGCAUGGACCAGUUGGAUCAGCAUGGACCAGUUUCUGGUAUCUGGUCAGCAUGGACCAGUUGGACCAAAGAAUCUUUCCGUACAAAAUAACUCCAUGGCUAUGACUGGAUUUGGCCAUUCUGACUCAGAAACAUAUCACUGGUCCUUCAGUGUUGCUGAAGGAGGGUUUAGAGCUCCUUUUGUAACAACAUUGGAUUUACCUACACUUUCUGAACACAGCCAUUUCAACUCGGGGAUUACCUCCACCACCCUGCUACAGGCAAUGAGUAGUGGCUUUGUUAGUGAUGUCCAUUCCAGUCAAUAAAUGUAAGAGAAUUAUAGUCAUUAGUUGCCGUACUUCAGCCUUGGCCCUGUGGCUGAGAGAGAAGCAGGUAUAGAGUCAACAGCAUUGAGAUGCUCUGAGUAGAUCUCUAACAACUGCACCCAUUUUUAAGACUGUAACUGGACAGUACCACACCGUACAGGCCUACUGACUCUCAAUGUUGUGCCAACCUUUUAUCCUAUUUUAAGAUCAAACUAACCUACGUACCCUUCAUUUUACUAUUAUCCAUGUGCCUAUUCAGGAGUCGCUGUCAGUGCAUUCCACACACCCACCACUCUUUUUGUGUAAAGAACCUACCUCUGUUAUCUCCCCUAAACCUUCCUCCAAUCACCUUUAAAAUUGUGCCCAUUCGUGAUAGCCAUUUCCACCCUGGGGAAAAGUCUGAGUAUUCCCUCUUAUCAUCUUGUACACCUCUAACAAGUUGCCUGUCACUCUUCUUCACUCCAAUGAGAAAAGCACCGAGUGGGGAUAUUCUCUCUGAGUUUAUUAUUCUGAUUUUACAUCUAUCAUUGACAAGAGACCAUUAACUGGGAUGCUGCCUGACCUCUGGAGUAUUUGCAGUUUUGAUUCAAAGUUUCCAGCAGCUGCAGUGAAGAAUGCUGCUCUUGUGUUGGUUAUGAUCAUGCAAAGAGUAAAUGUGUAUUUCUCCAGUGACUUUCACAAUCCUGGGAAAUCCAAAAAGGUUUCAACAUUGUUCAAGUAUUUUUUCAGUGUAAUUACUGUUGUGGUGCAGAAACAUUGGAGUCAAUUUGAUUCAGUUGUUAUAUUACUGAUCAUAUCUUUUGAGGAAUAAAUUAUUGCCCACCAUACUGAGAAUUACCUGAACUACUUUGAUCAACAGCAAUGGUGGAAAAUAGUUCCCAAAUCUAAUGUUCCAUCUGUGGCACAGUGCUCCCUCAAUAAUGAUUCUCUGAUAGUGUGAUGCUUCCUCAGUUCUGAGCCUUGGACAAUGUGAUGUUCACUGAGUAUUGCCCCUUAGAUGGUGCAGUGCUCCCUCAGUACUGACCCUCAAACAAUACGGCAUUCCCUCAGUACUGACCCUCAAACAAUACGGCAUUCCCUCAGUACUGACCCUCGGAUUUUGCAGCACUCCCUUAGAACUGACCCUCAGAUGGUGCAGAGCUCCGUCGGCUCUGUCAUUGGAAAUAUCAGGCAGGAUCACAGCUCUCUGCAGUGAGAUAGGAUCCCAGUUCUUUCUGAAUAGAGGUUUUCCUUGAAGCUCUGGAAGAAACACAUUCACAACAAAGAUGUGGAGUUGAGGGAAAAAUAACAUGAUUCAGGAUGUGACCCAAAAGUUCUGAACUUUUGGAGGGAGUGUGAUUAUUGCGAAGCUUGAGUUGCGGGAGCCUGCAUCAGUAGAAUUGCUGCCUGCUUAUGUUAUUGAGAUUGAGAACACUUUGACAGCUGUCUGUGACUGAAGAUUGGUGAUGAAGCAGAAAACUAUAAUCAGCACUGACCAUGCUGGGACUCAUUCUUCUGUUUAUU
Hemiscyllium ocellatum (epaulette shark) is the source of this 4488-nucleotide messenger RNA. RefSeq names its product REX4 homolog, 3'-5' exonuclease (gene rexo4). The record is from RefSeq and is a predicted model, not a curated record. Bases 100 to 1425 code for a protein of 441 amino acids. Gene Ontology annotation, cellular component: nucleus. Gene Ontology annotation, molecular function: nucleic acid binding; 3'-5' exonuclease activity. NCBI's taxonomy places the organism in Eukaryota, Metazoa, Chordata, Chondrichthyes, Orectolobiformes, Hemiscylliidae. The transcript has 9 exons. Gene Ontology annotation, biological process: DNA catabolic process; rRNA processing.